Messenger RNA from Hemicordylus capensis (graceful crag lizard), 969 nucleotides. RefSeq names its product C-reactive protein-like. The record is from RefSeq and is a predicted model, not a curated record. Gene Ontology annotation, molecular function: complement component C1q complex binding. The transcript has 2 exons. Lineage: Eukaryota; Metazoa; Chordata; Lepidosauria; Squamata; Cordylidae. The coding region runs from base 75 to 806 and encodes 243 amino acids. Gene Ontology annotation, biological process: innate immune response.
GUCACCCAGGCAGAAGGACUCCAAGGCAGAGCCGGCUUUUGACUUCCCCCCAGCCUUUUCUCCUGUCAGCCAACAUGGGGCUCCUCCGUGCCUGUCUCCUGGUCCUUGCGGGCCUGAUGGGGUCUCUUGCCCAGGAAGAUCUCUCAGGGAAGGCCUUGAUUUUCCCGGCGGAAACCAACACAGCCUACGUGAUCCUGAAGCCCUCCCCUCCUCCUGCGCAGCCCCUGACCAGCCUGACGGUCUGCCUGAAGGUCUACCCGGCCGUCACGCGGGCCUACGCCCUCCUCUCUUACGCCACCAAGAACAGCGCCGACGACUUUCUCCUCUACAAAGAGAGAACCAGCGACUACAGCCUGCACGUGGGGGGCGAGCGGGUGCAGUUCGGCAUCCCCGAAGGCCUGGCGCCCCGAUCCUGCAUGGUCCACCUCUGUGUCAGCUGGGAGUCCUCCACUGGGCUGGCGUCCCUGUGGCUGGACGGGGUGCCCUUGCCCCGGAAGGUGCUCAAGCAGGGCUACUCCAUCGCGGCCGCGGCCUCCAUCAUCCUGGGGCAAGAGCAGGACUCCAUGGAGGGGGGCUUUGAGGCCCACGAGUCCCUGGUGGGGGAGGUGGAGGCCCUCUACUUGUGGGAGCGGGUGCUGAGCCCUGAAGAAGUGUGCCUGGCCAAGGACGGCCGCCCGCCCGCCCGCCCCGUGAUCGACUGGCGGGCCUUAAGUUACGAGAUCAAGGGGAAUGUCGCUCUGCAGCCAUCCCUCUUCCCUGCCUGCAGGGCUGAGUGUCCCUUCAAAGUCAUGCAAUGCUCUCUGUAAAAAAGAGAGAGAGAGAGAGAGAGGACCCUCUCGCCUUUCCGGAACGCAAACGUCCUGCACAGCCGAUCCAGCAAAGGCUGCCUGUGGCUUGCUUGUAUCGGGCGCCUUCAAUGCUCCACAAUGCCGGAGCCCUUCCAAUAAAAGAUUUUGCUGUAUAAUCGCA